Nelumbo nucifera (sacred lotus) is the source of this 1838-nucleotide messenger RNA. Its product is annotated as 3-ketoacyl-CoA synthase 4. Gene Ontology annotation, molecular function: acyltransferase activity, transferring groups other than amino-acyl groups. Lineage: Eukaryota; Viridiplantae; Streptophyta; Magnoliopsida; Proteales; Nelumbonaceae. Gene Ontology annotation, cellular component: membrane. Gene Ontology annotation, biological process: fatty acid biosynthetic process. The record is from RefSeq and is a predicted model, not a curated record.
UAGAAUUUGGUGUGUUAGAGCCUAAGACAAUUAGGCUCAUCGAUCACCAUUUCAUCAUGGAAGGAGGAGGAGCACAAGUCCAGAAUGGUGGCGCCGGUGAAGGAACAGGCGGCGUUCACGUCCGGCAAAACGUAAGACGCAAAUAUGUGAAGUUGGGCUACCAUUACCUGAUGAAACAUCUAAUGACCUUGUGUCUUGUUCCUAUCGUGGCUAUGACCGUGGACAAGGCCGGGCAGAUGAGCUCGGAUGAUGUCCUUCAUCUGUGGCUCCACCUUCAGCAUAAUUUGGUGACCGUGGCAGUCUGUUCAGCUUUGCUGGUAUUCGGUGCCACAGUCUACGUCAUGACCCGUCCGCGUUCUGUCUAUCUCGUCGACUUUUCCUGCUACCUUCCUCCAUCUGAUCUCAGAGUUAACUACAAGGAUUUCAUGGAGCACUCCAAGGCCACCGGGGACUUCGACGAUUCCUCCCUCGAAUUCCAACGCAGGAUCCUAGAGCGCUCCGGGCUCGGCGAGGAGACUUACGUCCCUGACGCGAUGCGCUACAUUCCCCCACGCCCCACCAUGGCCAAGGCUCGGGAAGAGGCGGAGCAGGUUAUGUUUGGUGCUCUAGACAAUCUCUUCACCAAUACAUCCCUCAAUCCCAAGGACAUAGGGAUACUUGUCGUCAACUGUAGCUUGUUUAAUCCGACUCCCUCGCUCUCGGCCAUGAUCAUCAACAGGUACAAGCUGAGAGGUAAUAUUAGGAGCUUUAACUUGGGUGGAAUGGGAUGCAGUGCUGGAGUGAUUGCCAUCGAUUUGGCCAAGGACAUGCUCCAGGUUCAUCGCAACACUUACGCGGUUGUUGUGAGCACGGAAAACAUCACCCAAAACUGGUACUUCGGGAACAAGAAAUCCAUGUUGAUACCGAACUGCCUAUUUCGCGUUGGUGGCGCAGCGAUUCUUCUGUCCAACAAGUCCUCCGACAGACGCCGGGCCAAGUACAAGCUUGUCCAUGUCGUGAGGACCCACUGCGGAGCGGACGACAGGGCGUUCCACUGUGUGUACCAGGAGCAGGACGACCGUGGUAAGACAGGCGUCUCGCUGUCUAAGGAUCUCAUGGCGAUUGCAGGAAUGGCACUCAAGACCAACAUCACCACACUAGGUCCACUGGUUCUCCCCAUCAGCGAACAGGUUCUUUUCGUCCUCACCCUGGCGGCCAAGAAGCUGUUCAAUGCCAACAUCAGACCUUACAUCCCGGACUUUAAGAUGGCAUUCGACCACUUCUGCAUCCACGCCGGAGGAAGAGCCGUGAUCGAUGAGCUGGAGAAGAACCUGCAGCUGCAACCGAAACAUGUAGAGGCUUCAAGGAUGACAUUACAUAGAUUCGGCAACACGUCCUCGAGCUCUAUCUGGUACGAGCUGGCCUACACGGAGGCGAAAGGGAGGAUGCGCAAAGGCCACCGUCUCUGGCAGAUUGCGUUCGGAAGUGGCUUCAAGUGCAACAGUGCCGUGUGGGAAGCACUCAGGAACGUGAAAGCAUCUCCCAACAGUCCCUGGAUGCAGUGCAUCGACAGGUAUCCGGUGGAAAUAAAAGGCUAAUUAAUUCUUCAUUGAUGGUAUAUAUAAUUAGUGCUGAGAAAAUAUCAACCUGUGCUGCGUUUGAUUUGUGCUUUCAUCAGGUCGUUGUUAAUUUCGGGGUUUUAAUGGAGGUCAAACUAUUGUUUUAUUACCUUGUGAAGAAUUUCUGUAUAUGUUGGUAAUAUGGUACGAAGAAAGUGUGCAUUAUUUCUUAGUUUUCAGUUGUUUCUGGGAAACCCUUAUGUUUAAUCCCAUUAAUUUGAACAAUAAUUCCAUGUUAAA